AUGUUCGAGAAUGAUACCGAUGACAGCGCCAGUAAUGUUUGCGUCAAAGGCGGUUUCAAUCCCGACAAUCGAGAGUCUCUGCCUUUCCUCUACGCCAUCUACCGGCUUGAAGCUGAGUUCUACUACUACCUUGCCCCAAGGCUCAAGAUCCCUCUUCCACCGGUAUCGUAUGCUGGCACAGAUACUGUGAAUGGACAGGGCAUUGUUGUAAUGAACGAUCUCAAAGCUCAGGGCUACACAUUUGGUGAAGGGAUUCCCUCUGUGAGCGAAACUGUUUCAAUCAGAGAUGCAGUCGUGGGAUUGUUGGCGCCAGAAGAAUGGGACAAACGAUUUGCUCCAGGUGCGAGACCUCCAGUUCCUAAGCUUAUGGAGGAUCGGGAGCGCAUGACGGCGGCUUUCAAGGCUCUUUGGGCAUCAGACUCCAAAAUGAAGUGCAUCGUUCAUGGUGAUGCACACAUUGGAAACACGUUCAUAUCACCCACUGGAGAACCUGGCUUCCUUGACUGGCAGGCCAGUCACGCUGCUUCAGCCUUGCAUGAUAAAGACCUCUUGCAGUCUUACCUCAGCGCCCUGAAGCACACGGGCGGCCCGAAACGUGGGAUUGAGGAUGUUUUGGAAGAGUAUCGACGAUAG
Molecule: messenger RNA, 633 nt
Organism: Fusarium oxysporum Fo47
Lineage: Eukaryota; Fungi; Ascomycota; Sordariomycetes; Hypocreales; Nectriaceae
Product: kinase-like domain-containing protein
Exons: 3
Coding region: 1-633 (210 amino acids)
Source: RefSeq, a predicted model, not a curated record